AAAAAAGAUGAAAUUCGUAUCGCUGGAUUAUUUGAUCAAAUGUCCGAAGAUCAGAAUAAGAUAUUUCAAUUAGCUGCUGAAGCAAUUAAUGAGCAACGAGCUGGCACUUUAUCGCGAAAUGAGGAAGAGCCUUCUGCUGUAUUACCAUGGCAUGAACUAGUUGCAGAUUCUUCAGUUAUAGCUGAUGAUAACUUGUUUAUGAUUUCUCGAACAGUUUGUGAAUUACUGGAGAAAGGUAUUGUUGGUUUAUUUGGGCCAACUGCUGGUCUGUCAUCUGGCUAUGUACAAUCAAUGUGUGAUUUAAUGGAAAUACCACAUAUAGAAACACGACGUGAUCAUUUACCGAAUCGUGGUACAUGUAUGAUAAAUUUACAUCCAUAUCCGCCAACGUUAGCUCGUGUAUAUUCCGAUUUGGUACAUGUAAUGAAAUGGACAUCGUUUACAAUUUUAUAUGACACGGAUGAGAGUUUACCGCGUAUUAAUGCAUUAUUAAAAUUAUAUGAUCCAAAAGGUUACAGUGUUGUUGUACGAAAAUUAGACAUUUAUAAUGGUGAUGGAAAUAUUAGAUCUAUUUUAAAAGAAGUCAAAGAAAAUGGUGAGCGUUAUUUUAUCGUAGAAAGUGCGGGAUAUGAUCUAUUCAAAAUAUUAACACAAGCACAACAAGUGGGAAUGAUAUCAGACCAUUAUCAUUACAUUAUUACAACUUUGGAUAUGCAUACCAUCGAUUUAGAACCAUUUCAAUAUGGUGGUGCAAAUAUUACUGGGGUACGAAUGAUUGAUCCAGAGGAUGAUGAUGUUGAACAAGCUACAAUGUUGUGGCGUGAAUUUGAACAAAGACGUGGUGAGACACUAAUAGAAUCAUUGGAAAAAGAGAAACUAACAUUAGAUAGCGCAUUAAUGUAUGAUGCGGUAUUUAUAUUUGCCGAGGCUUUGCAUCAAUUAAAUCAAUCGAAUAGCAUAAGAACACGACCACUAGAUUGUGAUGAAUUCGAUAAUUGGGAGCAUGGAUAUAGUUUAAUUAAUUAUAUGAGAAUGGUAAACUGGAAAGGCCUAUCCGGUAUUCUCAAAUUUGAUCACCAAGGAUUUCGUACCGACUUUAUGUUACAAAUUGUAGAAUUAACAUCCAACGGAUUACAAAAAAUUGGUACAUGGAAUUCAACAGAGGGGUUAAACAUCACUCGCACACAAGUGGCUCAUCAUGAAAGCGAACAAGUAGCAAAUUUUAAAAACAAAACUUUUCUUGUAUUAACAGCGUUGAGUAAACCUUAUGGAAUGUUAAAAGAUUCAGCAGACAAAUUAACUGGAAACGAUCGAUAUGAAGGUUUUGGAAUUGAUUUAAUUCAUGAAUUAUCUUUAAUGUUAGGAUUUAAUUACAUAUAUGCUAUACAAGAAGAUAAUAAUUAUGGAUCGAUAAAUAAGAAGACCGGCGAAUGGGAAGGAAUGUUAAGAGAAGUUAUGGAUGGGCGAGCUGAUUUAGCUAUUACAGACUUAACAAUCACAUCGGCCCGAGAAUCAGUUGUAGAUUUUACUUCACCAUUCAUGAAUUUAGGUAUUAGUAUAUUAUAUACAAAAGCAAAAAAAAUGCCACCAGAACUCUUCUCUUUCAUGUCACCAUUUUCAAAGGAAUUAUGGUAUUAUAUGGGUGCAGCAUACUUCAGUAUUUCGUUUUUGUUUUUCUUGAUGGGACGAUUGAGUCCGGAUGAAUGGAUGAAUCCUUACCCUUGUGUAGAAGAGCCUGAAGUUCUGUCAAAUCAAUUUAGUUUAACGAAUUCAUUUUGGUUUACUAUUGGUAGUAUAUUACAACAAGGAUCAGAAAUAGCACCAGUAUCAACGUCUACACGUGUAGCAGCUGGAACAUGGUGGUUUUUUACAGUAAUAAUGGUAUCAUCUUAUACAGCCAAUUUGUCUGCUUGUCUAACAGUCGAACAAUUAUUUGAACCCAUUAAAAGUGCAGAAGACCUUGCUGCACAAACAGCUAUACAAUAUGGAUCUAAAGAAAAAGGUUCGACCGAAGGAUUUUUUAAGGAGGCAACUUACCCCCCAUAUAAAAAAAUGUAUGAAUAUAUGCAGAAUAUACCAGGUGUAAUGUUCGAUGACAAUGAUAAGGGUGUUACACGAGUUAAGACCACAAAUUAUGCAUAUUUGAUGGAAUCCACUUCUAUUGAGUACAUUACACAGAGAGAUUGUGAUCUACAACAGGUUGGGGAUUUAUUAGAUGAUAAAGGAUAUGGAAUUGCGAUGCGUAAAAAUUCAUCUUAUCGGAAUGAUUUAAGUACGGCAGUUUUAAAACUUCAAGAAGCUGGUCAAUUACAAAAACUAAAAGAUAAAUGGUGGAAGGAAAAACGUGGUGGUGGUGCUUGUGAAACUUCCGGGGCAGCAACUGCGGCAGCUGCAUUAGAUUUGCCAAAUGUGGGUGGCGUAUUUAUUGUAUUGGUAGCAGGUAUGGCUUUUUCAACCGUUACUGCCUUUUUGGAAAUGUGUUUCGGUGCUGUGAUUCGUAGUUAUAAAUAUAAAAUUCCAUUGCAUGAAGAGUUAAUCAAUGAAUUGAAAUUCUUGAUACGAUGUUGGGGUUUAACGAAGCCAGUAAGGACAUCUAGCGAAGAAGAUAAUGUAGACGGUGACGGUGGUAAUCGAAAACCUGACGAUGAAAACAAUGGUUUUGAUGACUUAGCAAAUGAUUUAUAUAAUUAUGAACCAGAUCUUACUAGAAGUAAUGAAAUCAAGCAUUCUAUUUGAGUCUUGUAAUUUUAAUGGUCUUUAAUAAAACAUAAUAAUUUUCAAUCCAAAUAAUAUUUUAUUUGGAGUAUCUUAAUUUUUAUGGUUUCUGAUAGCAAUAGAUGCCCAUAGAUUCUUUCUCAUAUG
Molecule: messenger RNA, 2862 nt
Organism: Chrysoperla carnea
Lineage: Eukaryota; Metazoa; Arthropoda; Insecta; Neuroptera; Chrysopidae
Product: glutamate receptor ionotropic, kainate 2-like
Exons: 11
Coding region: 40-2736 (898 amino acids)
Biological process (GO): synaptic transmission, glutamatergic; modulation of chemical synaptic transmission; monoatomic ion transport
Cellular component (GO): postsynaptic membrane; plasma membrane
Molecular function (GO): glutamate-gated receptor activity; transmitter-gated monoatomic ion channel activity involved in regulation of postsynaptic membrane potential
Source: RefSeq, a predicted model, not a curated record